AUGGACUCCAAGGACAUGGGCUCAAUGGACUCGGCAUCGCCCGGCACUCCCUCGCCCGCGACACCUCUCACCGCAAGCGGCUCUUCCUCGAGGAGGCCGCCGCGCAAGAGCACUCUCACUCAACAACAAAAGAACCAGAAGAGACAACGCGCAACUCAGGAUCAGCUAAUCACCUUGGAAAUGGAGUUCAACAAGAACCCUACCCCCACCGCCGCUGUCCGCGAGAGAAUCGCCGAUGAGAUCAACAUGACUGAGAGAUCAGUGCAGAUUUGGUUCCAGAACAGACGUGCCAAGAUCAAGAACAUUGCGAGAAAGAGCAUCGAGAAUGGUGAAGACUGCGAGAGCAUCCCUGAGUCAAUGCGCCGCCAUCUUGCCAUGCAAGCGCUUGAGUCUGGCAAAGGCUUCUUCCCUAACAUGAUAGGCCCUGGCGGUAAUGGCUAUGCAUACACCCCUGGAACCAUGAGUCUCAACUCCGAUGCAACCAGCGGGAAANUCAUCCAGCACUUCGCAUGCCGCUCGCUUUCGAUUGGAUCAUGGCGCAGAGUUGGCCAGAGCCAGAUGGAUUUGAUCAUCUUCUACUCACCGGAGAAGGCUUGCGUCACAUACUACAUCAACAACGACUCGGCCGGCUACAAGAUCGAGUACCCCUUCGCUUGGAUCAAGAACAUCAAUCUUGUUCAGGGCGAGGUCACAAGUGCUGCAGAGGGCGCUUCGCAGAGACUAGGCGCGCUGGUGGUUGAGCUGGACCAACAGGCCAGCAAGGUCAUGGUUCACCAGCUUGGUGGCCCUUCCAAGGCUCUCAGCGGUCAACUUGCUAAGCUCGUGUCGCUCGACUCUUUCCAGAACCGUCACACAAUGCUCGACCCCACUCACUUUGCCAUGGCUGCUGCUUCGGCUCCUGUUUCGCCCGUCAAUUUCAGACCUGCAAGUCAGCCUAACCACUUGGUUCACCCUCACUCGGGCGUCUUCCAAGAUUCUGCCAUGGGUCUUAUGGGCCCUCCUGCUCCUCGUGGCCACAAGAGACAGCGCAGUCGUUCAGUUCCUGCUGCCAUCGACCUCUCGAUGCUGAGAAACAACCCUAUGCCUUCGUUCCUCAUCCAGCAUGAGCCCAACACACCUGCCCAGCCUCUGCAAGACAAUGCCAUCUUCGCUCCUCAACCUCAACAUCACCAUGGCUUCUCCGCAGGCAUGGGCCCCAACAACCUCAGCAUCGAUACUUCUGCUGGUUAUGGCAUGGACUUCAGACAAUUCGCCGGCCCAAUGUCCGCCACUACCCUUAAUUCUCCCAGCGAUUUCGGUACUCCUGGCUUCUUCAACCCCGGUCCUACAAGCGACAUGAUGGCUCACUCUAACCUCAAUACCCCUUACUCGAGCUCAUUCCUUUCUGUCGACCCAUCCGCAAUGAUCGGUACCAGCAACACACCCGUUUCCUGCCUCAGCGGAGGCGAUCCCGUUAUUGCCGACCAGUCGCCGCCGCUUAAUGGUCUCGGCCGCAGUCAGUCAGACGACAUCUUCAGCACACCCGGAGGUGACAACGGCUUGAGCGACGAUGCUCUUUGCCUUUCAUCCGAUGUAUACAACAAGUCAAUGAGCAUGGGUUUCCACAGCCCUCUUCCCGACGAGCACAUGGGUUUCGACUCCUCCCUCUCAGACGCUCACUACGACUACAACUCGCCGAUCCCUGCAAACAAGAUGAAUCUGCCUUUCCGCAUGCCCAACGAGACACCUAUGCACCAACAGUCGCCCAACCCUGCGCAGUUGGCUAUGCAUCAAGACUCUGCUAUUGCUUUCCAGUCGCCCACCCACAUGGGCCAUGCUGAUCACGGCCACAACCUUUACCAGACACCGAAAAUCAAUGGUACUGGCAUGUUCCAGGACAGCAAGAUGUACCAAUCGCCGGCCCAGAUGCACGAUUCCAACUUCUCGACGCCGGCCCACCACCCCUCGCAUCUUCAGAACCAUGAUGUAUAUCACAGCCCGAGCUUAGGCCCUAACGACCUCCAUAACCAGCAUGGUGAGGAGAUCGACAUGUCGAGUUUCGUACAGUACGGUACCAUCGAUCCCGCCAGCCUGUAG
This is a messenger RNA of Aureobasidium vineae, 2076 nucleotides long. The record is from the annotation of a GenBank genome assembly. NCBI's taxonomy places the organism in Eukaryota, Fungi, Ascomycota, Dothideomycetes, Dothideales, Saccotheciaceae.